This is a messenger RNA of Daphnia pulex (common water flea), 1962 nucleotides long. RefSeq names its product probable sulfoacetate transporter SauU. Gene Ontology annotation, molecular function: transmembrane transporter activity. The transcript is spliced from 12 exons. Lineage: Eukaryota; Metazoa; Arthropoda; Branchiopoda; Diplostraca; Daphniidae. Gene Ontology annotation, biological process: transmembrane transport. The record is from RefSeq and is a predicted model, not a curated record. Gene Ontology annotation, cellular component: membrane. The coding region runs from base 373 to 1929 and encodes 518 amino acids.
UUCUACGGCCUUAAGAAAUGACUAGAGCCCACCCCGAACAAAUCUCUUUUCUAUACAGGGUCAGAUCCCAUCGAUCAAAGUUCGUGAAAGCUUAGUGUCUGCGCUGUGGCAGCAGUUCCGGUUUUCGCCCGACAACCCCAAACUACAAGGACUUCUUAUCAGACGGGAAAACAAAGUGGGCGCUAAUCUCUGUCCUAAGCGGAGCACCUAGGUGUCAGUACUCGAUCGAUCUGACACGCCAACCACUCUCGCUCCAUCUGUUAACCGUAUCUACAACUCCAACUAAAACAUUUGAAUUUGAACUUGAACUUGAUUGAUUUCAGAAAUACGUGAAAGGAGCAUCGUUCUCCAGACAAAUUCACGGAUUUGAUAAUGGAGGAAGAAUGUAUGGUUGACGAGAGUGGAAUCCAGGCGAUCGCACCUACACUGGACAACACGGCUACCGAUUUGACGAAGGCUGUUAAGCGUAGUAAAGCAUGGUACAUGGUGGUACUCAUGUCGCUAUGCUAUGGCAUUGGAGAACUAUCACAUUUCUUACCUGGAACCACCAGUCGGGCCAUGUCGCAAGAUCUCGAGUACGGCGAUCAGAGCUGUUUGAGAAAUGAGUCCGUUCCGGUCCAUCUCGGCGGUGGCAAUACGACGUGCUCAGACUACUUAAACCAAGAAACAUGCGACAAUGUGCUGACGGAUCAAACGGGUGGUAGUUCAUUCUGCCAGUGGGACUACAAUGGAAUGGGCAUCGAAUAUCAAAUACUCGCCGGACCAAGCUUUAUACUCGCCUUUAGUAUUGGUGGCCUUUUAAUUGGAGCAUUAGCUGACAGAUAUAACCGGAUCGUGAUCUUAGCUAUCAGCACAAUUGUUUUUAGUACCUGUACCAUUGUUAUGGGAACUGCACAAGAAGUUUGGCAUUUAAUUUUCCUCAGAUUUGGUGUGGCGUUUGGGGAGUCCGCCUGUCAGCCCGUGUCGGCCAGUUUAGUGAUGACCCUGUUUCCACAAUCGUUACACGGUGCUGCUCUUGGACUGGUGAACUGGGGCAUUUAUUUCGGCUAUGGUUUAAGUUAUGUCGUUGGCAAUUAUAUUCCUCCGUUGGACAUCCUCGGCCAGGGAUGGCGAUGGGCUUAUUAUUUGAGUGGCAUCCCAGGAUUUUUCUUUGCGGCUCUGCUCUUCUUGACGACUUCUGACCCGCGCUCUUCAAAUCGCUCAAAGAAAGAUGAUACUUUUCAGUUGGAAAAUGAACACAAUUCAAAAACGGAAGUGGAAUCUUCGUCUACCUGGAACAAUGCAUGGAUCAAUUUGAGCCAUUUCUUUCAUCCGUUUGUCCUGCUUCUUUGCCUGGGCGCUUGUGUCAGACACACUGCUGGAUUUUCCUGGGCUUACAACAGCCAACUCUACUUCGAUUACUACUAUCCUGGCACUGACGUGGGACUUUGGCUGUUUCUGGUGUCUAUUGUGGGCGGUUCAAGCGGAAUUUUGAUCGGUGGAGCUGUUUCGGAUCGUAUUGUUAAACGGGCAGGACUUCAAGCUAGGGCUUGGGUUUUGGCAGCUAGCCAGGCGGUAGCAAGCCCGUUUGCAGCAGGUGUGUUGCUCCUACCUCCGCCCUACUGCUUUGCAUCUCUGCUGAUUGCGUAUCUUUUUGCCGAAAUGUGGUUUGGUGUACUUUUCGCCAUUUUGAUCGAAUUGGUGCCAUCCACAGCGUGUUCCUUCGUUAUUGCUGUCUUCUUAUUCGUUAUGAACAAUGUUGGAGGUAAUUUGCCAGUCAUCAUUACUCCAAUCAGCAAGCUUAUGGGAUACAGGGAGACUCUUAUUCUGUUUUAUCCAGGAUUCUUCUUGAUCAGUGCUGCUCUUUUCGGGUUACUGGGAAUUGCUUUGCGCAAUUCAAACGAAGGACGCAAGAAAUCCUUAACUGGAGCUGAAAAUUGUGAAUCAUAAUGGAUUGCUCAAAAUACAAGGCCUGAAUCGACA